Molecule: messenger RNA, 2003 nt
Organism: Rhodamnia argentea
Lineage: Eukaryota; Viridiplantae; Streptophyta; Magnoliopsida; Myrtales; Myrtaceae
Product: 3-ketoacyl-CoA synthase 11
Exons: 2
Coding region: 258-1805 (515 amino acids)
Biological process (GO): fatty acid biosynthetic process
Cellular component (GO): membrane
Molecular function (GO): acyltransferase activity, transferring groups other than amino-acyl groups
Source: RefSeq, a predicted model, not a curated record
CCCUCCACGCCUUUUUCCUUUGUCUUUCCGCGUGGCGCCUUGUAUAUGAUAUGAUAUCCCUCCCCUUCGUUUGACGACCUUCACGUCGCAUGGUUGAAGCUUUUCUUGGUUUCCCCGGUCAGCAUACGGUUUGACCCUCUCUCCCUAGCCUUUCUCCGGGACGAAUCCGAGCGAUCUGUGGAGGUGCGGCCGAGCUCCGAGUAGUAGGAGUUCUCCGAUGGCCUCUGUUUGCGUUGAAUCUGACCAGGGCGAACUGUAUGACAGGCAAAAUGACAGAGCCGAAGCUGGAUACACCCUUGAUCCCAUCAUCUUCGGCACGGAGUCUCCCCGAUUUCAAGAAAUCCGUCAAACUAAAGUAUGUGAAGCUCGGUUACCAUUACCUGAUCACUCAUGGAAUGUUCCUCUUCCUCUCCCCUUUUGUUGUGGUGAUAGCUGCUCAGCUGUCCACGUUUUCACUGAAGGAUCUCCAUGACCUCUGGAUUCAUCUCCAAUACAACCUCAUAUCUGUCAUCCUGUGUUCGACUCUCCUCGUUUUCUUGAGCACCCUCUAUUUCGUCACCCGUCCACGUCCUGUUUAUCUUGUCAAUUUCUCGUGCUACAAGCCUGAAGAGUCUCGCAAAUGCACCAAAAAGAUCUUCAUGGACCAGUCUCGACUGACUGGUUCGUUCACGGAGGAGAGUCUUCAGUUCCAGAGAAAGAUCCUUGAAAGAUCUGGCCUCGGGGAUUCGACUUAUCUUCCUGAAGCUGUCCUCAAUAUUCCUCCAAAUCCAUCAAUGCAGGAAGCUAGAAAAGAAGCUGAGAUGGUCAUGUUCGGUGCACUUGAUGAGCUUUUCGCGAAGACAAAUGUGAAACCGAAGGACAUUGGCAUCUUGAUUGUUAACUGUAGCUUAUUUAACCCGACCCCUUCGCUUUCAGCAAUGGUCAUCAACCAUUACAAACUUAGGGGGAACAUAGUUAGCUACAAUUUAGGUGGCAUGGGCUGCAGUGCAGGUUUGAUUUCAAUCGACCUCGCAAAACAUCUCCUUCAGGUGCACCCCAAUUCAUAUGCAGUGGUCAUCAGCAUGGAGAACAUCACGUUGAACUGGUACUUUGGGAAUGACCGCUCGAAGCUGGUUUCAAAUUGCUUAUUUCGAGUGGGAGGGGCCGCCAUUCUUCUUUCAAACAAAAGCUCCGACAAGAGAAGGUCCAAAUACCGGUUGCUACAUACUGUCCGGACCCACAAAGGAUCUGAUGACAAGUGCUUCACUUGUGUUACCCAAGAAGAAGACUCCACUGGAAAAGUUGGCGUCACAUUGUCGAAGGAUCUAAUGGGAGUGGCCGGCGAAGCUCUGAAGACCAACAUCACCACAUUGGGUCCUCUGGUUCUGCCAAUGUCCGAGCAGUUGCUGUUCUUUGCCACAUUAGUCGGAAAGAAACUUCUGAAGAUGAAGGUGAAGCCUUAUAUUCCGGAUUUCAAAUUGGCUUUCGAGCAUUUUUGCAUUCACGCUGGAGGAAGAGCUGUGCUAGAUGCAAUAGAGAACAACUUGCAUCUCUCAGAUUGGCACAUGGAACCUUCAAGAAUGACGCUUUACCGUUUCGGCAACACGUCGAGCAGUUCUCUUUGGUAUGAGUUGGCUUAUUCGGAAGCAAAGGGGAGAAUCAAGAGGGGAGAUAGGACAUGGCAGAUCGCUUUCGGAUCAGGGUUUAAGUGUAACAGUGCAGUAUGGAAGGCUCUAAGGACAAUAAACCCGCAGAAGGAGAAGAACCCAUGGAUGGAUGAAAUCCAAAACUUCCCGGUGGAGGUUCCUAAGGUGGCCACUAUAUGAUCUCAGGUCCUCGGUUUCAACCAUUCCUAUGCAGUUUCUUGCCAAGUAUGCUGAGCGAACUUCUUUUCAUUUUAGAUUUCCUAGUCGAGGCGUCAUCAUUCUUUCUGUAAAUUGUUCGUGGACUUGUAGCGAUCUCUUACCUUUACUAGUUGGUGGACUUAUCAUUUAUUGGAGGAGCGGGAGAUUUUUUUCGUAGUU